AUGAGUGAUGUCUUUCUCUUCAAAUCAAAGGAAGAAGAAAUAUUUUGGACAUACAACAUAUCAACUCACAGCCAAUGGGUGAAAGCAGAUGUGUUAAUACCAGAAGAUCUGAAGACAUUUAAGAGCCAGAGAAGUUUUAUUGCCCUUGAUCACCUCUGGGUCUAUGCCUGUGGACAGACCCAAUCCAGAAAGCUUUGCUCUUCAGACGAAUUCCCUUGCACUAGUGGCCAGUGCAUCGCCAAAGAAUCUGUCUGUGACUCUCGGCAGGACUGCUCCGAUGAGAGUGAUGAAGACCCAGCAACUUGCUCAAAGCAUCUCGCCUGUGACUUUGAGUCGGGUUUCUGCGGUUGGGAGCCAUUUCUCACAGAAGAUUCACACUGGAAGCUGAUGAAAGGAUUGAAUAAUGGAGAGCACCACUUUCCUGCAGCCGAUCACACAGCAAACAUAAAUCAUGGAUCGUUUAUUUAUUUGGAGGCACAGCGCUCCCCCGGGGUGGCCAAGCUUGGAAGUCCUGUUCUUACAAAAUUGCUCACUGCCUCUACCCCAUGUCAGGUGCAGUUUUGGUAUCAUUUGUCUCAACAUUCAAAUCUCUCAGUUUUUACAAGAACGUCUCUAGAUGGAAACUUGCAAAAGCAAGGCAAAAUAAUCAGAUUCUCCGAAUCUCAGUGGAGCCACGCAAAAAUUGAUCUCAUUGCAGAAGCGGGAGAAUCUACUCUACCUUUUCAGUUAAGCACAUACGAAAUUAAUACAACUCAACAGAAGACACUUAUUUAAUGCUAAUCCUUUCAGAUAACAAUAUAACACACAUAGCUCAUACCUUUUCAGAUGAGCACAUAUGAAAUUAAUACAAUGCAACAGAAGACACUUAUUUAAUGCUAAUCGUUUCAGAUAACAAAAUAACACACGCAGCUCAUGAAUUUAUUCAACAUUAAUGAAGCAAACACAUUCAGAGAUCAAACACAUGAUCUGUGAUGAGUAGAGAGGUUGUUUUGACUAUGCACUUAAGACAUGUGUAGAAUAGUAGCAAAAAUGGAGAUAAGAAAUGAAUAAGAUGGCAGAGA
Messenger RNA from Pan troglodytes (chimpanzee), 1061 nucleotides. RefSeq names its product MAM and LDL-receptor class A domain-containing protein 1-like. Gene Ontology annotation, cellular component: membrane. Bases 1 to 774 code for a protein of 257 amino acids. Lineage: Eukaryota; Metazoa; Chordata; Mammalia; Primates; Hominidae. The transcript is spliced from 5 exons. Gene Ontology annotation, molecular function: protein binding. The record is from RefSeq and is a predicted model, not a curated record.